UUGUUUUUUUUCAAGAUAUAAGGGGACAUUGGGUUCGUUCUGUUGUCCGUUUUCUCUUCCUCGGCAUCCAGCAUCAUCAACAACAUCAUCAGCAACACUUCACUUUUCCUUACUUUUUUUCCUUUGUUCGCUUCUUUCCUAUUUUUCCUUUGUUCAUUUCUGUUCAAUUAAGCAUUUUCCUACAUACGUUUCGCCUUUUGUUCUUUACCUAUCCACUCGCCCUGUCUCCUUUCUCCCUCGAUCUCCCAGAGACCAAACCCUCAAUCCCCCUCACCAGUCUUCACCAUGCGCUUCAGCUCCGUCUUCGCACUUUCAGCGCUGAUCCAGGCUGCUGUAUCCGCGCCUAUCCCCAGCGGCACCGGCACAGGAAAUGCCGUCAACGCCAUCACCGACGCCGCGACGGACAGUACGCCCCUCAAGGUCGCAACGGGGGUCACUGCAACCGGCGGUGCACUUUACGGAUUGACCGGCCAAGGCCUGGCCUCGGGGGUAGCAAACGGCCAGGCAGCCGUGGAAGCAGGCGAAAAGACCCAAGCCAUCGGGGAAGAGAUCGGCUCCCGCGAAACCCAGCUUGCCGGCCUCAAGGACAAACAGGCCGGCCGGAAAGUGGCGACGAAAGGCCAAACCGCGACAAAUUUGAAUCCGGUGAAAGGAUUUCAAGUCUGGAAGGAGGGAGGAGAUGUCCGGAGGAAGGCCGAGGGGAACCUCGAGAAUGCGGAGAACGACAAGGCCGGCAUCCCGCGACCGGGCGCCAGCGGGUGCAAGCGGAGUCUUGGAAGCGCGUGUAAUAAUCCGGCCCUGGCGUCGGGUUCCAGCGGCAAUCCUAGCGCUGCUGCUGCUGCUGCUGCCAAGAAUGGUCAAAAUGCUGCCCCGGCUCAGAAGCCCGCUGCUGCUGCUGCCCUGGCUCAGAAGCCCGCUGCUGCUGCUGCCCUGGCUCAGAAGCCCGCUGCUGCUGCUGCCCUGGCUCAGAAGCCCGCUGCUGCUGCUGCCCUGGCUCAGAAGCCCGCUGCUGCUGCUGCCAACAAGAUUCCGCCGGUUCGAAGCGGCCCCGUCAAGCCUGCAGGAAAAGGUCGCGUCUGAAAGAAGCGCUCUGGGGAUAUCUUGGUGUGUGGUUAUUGAUUGAUUGUGGAGGUAAAGGAGUUGGGAUGGCUACAUGGGAAUCAUGGUUCUUGGUUUCGAGCAUAUGGUGUUAUUGGGUCUUUUUGUGCAGUUCUUCGGGUUUGCAUCAUCAGAAAAAUACCAUCUAGUUUUGUUUUUUUCGACAUAAAUCGUCACAUGUCUUCAAAGCACGGGACGUGACAAAACUAGAAAUUAUUCAAAGUUGGCGGGGACGCCCUAAGCAAGCCCCCAAGAUAAAAAGCACGCGCAGUCAACAACAAACAGUAGUCUUACCGGGCGCUCCAUAUACUUGAUUAGUUGUACAUUUCUCCGGCCAAUUUACCAAAAGGUUAAUGGUAAGACGUCGGAUUUUAACGGUGGGUGGACACUGGAAUGGAAGAUCUCGCUUUAUCCCUUUGUUAAAAAAGGGUAAAAAAGCGGCAAGUCUUGCGUCGGCCUAAUAUUUUAACAUCUAGAACCUGUAAAUUAAACAGUUAAUAGUGCUGGUGCAUUCUGAAUGUACUAAAUGUCCGC
Molecule: messenger RNA, 1632 nt
Organism: Pyricularia oryzae 70-15
Lineage: Eukaryota; Fungi; Ascomycota; Sordariomycetes; Magnaporthales; Pyriculariaceae
Exons: 2
Coding region: 286-1080 (264 amino acids)
Source: RefSeq, a predicted model, not a curated record